This is a messenger RNA of Mollisia scopiformis, 1760 nucleotides long. RefSeq lists its product as uncharacterized. The transcript is spliced from 3 exons. The record is from RefSeq and is a predicted model, not a curated record. NCBI's taxonomy places the organism in Eukaryota, Fungi, Ascomycota, Leotiomycetes, Helotiales, Mollisiaceae. Bases 320 to 1648 code for a protein of 442 amino acids.
GUGGGGUUUAGCAAUCAACUUCCGGCAGUCUCUCAUAGGGUAAUCCAAAUUUGCUUGUGCGGGGUUCCACCCAACGGAUGUUUGGAUACUUCCAGUGAUGGGUUGUACCGCAUAUCGACUACAUGAAGGGUGAGGCUCUGGCAAUGAUGCUUCAGUAAGACAACAGAGCGCCCCUAGAAAAUGGGGAACUCUUGCACUUUGACACGAUACGAAGACAGACCUCCAAUCUACAGUAUUUCGCUUCGUCAAAUACUAUUAUAGCUUGAUUGUGCCUGUGCAUCUCCUGCCGAGUAGACAUUGCCUACAGAGAUAAGGAGGAAUGUCGUAUUAUUCUGAAAGCAUACUUCCUCUUAAUCAGGGAUCACCCGUUCCUUCAAGUCCUUCUGUUUCGGGCUCUGCUGUCACAGCAGUUGAAUCUAUUGCGCAAUCUACAUCAUCUCGGUGCCAGAAAUCAUCUCACUGCAGUCAGAUCUUCGAACGCGAUGCCGAUGACAAUCCAGUGAAUGACCUCACCAACCCCUGUCACGGUUGGCCUCAACUUGUGAAGUUGAUGGUCGAAAGUCCUGGCUUGGAAUCAUUUCAGACCUUCAGAGAUCUCAACAUCAAAAGCUUGCUUUACUAUCAAGCCGAGCUCGUAACUUUGAAGAAACAGCUGCACGUCCUCGAGUGGGAUGACCACAAAACGGGGACUUUCCGAAAUGCAGGGGAACUGUGCGCGAAUGUACGAUUUCUUCUACAGUCCGAGUACUCAACAGAUCCAGAAGCAUCAAGGCAGAUCAAAAAGAUGAAAGAAAUUCGUCGAGUCCUGAAGGAAUACAAUGAAGCAUUGUUGCAGUAUGCGAAGCUCAAUCAGCUUCCAGCAGCCGACGAGUUCAACGUCAACGGUCUCCGCACAUGGAUGGGUGAACAUGGCUUAGGAGACUACACUGUGCAAGGCCCAGGCCAUGAAAGUUGGGGAGAUCCAAGUGCAGCCGAUCCUCUCAAGAAGAAAUUCUGGGCACAUCUCGUACAAUUGUUACGAAGCAUAACCAUCUUCUGGGCAGAAAGACCUGAGGAGAAGCUAAUGAAACUGCAUCCGGAACUCAUAGUUCCUCGGCAGAAGAAAGAGAUCGAUGGUUUCACCCAAUGGAUCGCGAACGACUGGAUUCCCUUCUGGCACAGUCUCAAGAGCAAAUUCGCAGCACCACAAGUACUUCCAACGGAGAAGGAUAGAAGCUAUUCCCCAAGUACGUCUACCACAACGACUCUUGUACAGAGAAUGUCAGCAAAGAUUCGAUUGUGGUUUCCGUCAGAAGAUUCAAGUCUGGAACCCAAAGAUGCAUCCGAAAGCAAGCCAACGCUUCAAGUUUACCAGAUGAGUCGUAUGAGACGCUUCACCACCUUCUUCUCAACUGUUGUGGCUUGUCUCUUACCGACUGUCGCUAUCGCUGUCCUCUCUACUAUCCACAGCCAAGCUAAACUUAUCGGGUACAUCGCACUGUUUACUGCGAUAUUUGCCAUGGGAUUGAUGGGUCUCACCGGCUCUGGGACACCGAGAACAGAGAUCUUCACUGCGACUGCUGCGUUCUCGGCAGUUUUGGUUGUUUUCGUACAAAAUCAGCAAAGUGUCCCUGGCGAAAUGCAGCAGCCGGCGCAGCUGGGAGGUUGAUAAAGCUGGUUGCUUGCGGAUGAUGUUCGUUGCAGAAGUUUCCUUUGAGGGCUAGGGAAAUUUGGUCGUCUCCGUAUCUUAGGUUACUUUGCUUGGGAAAUACUAUGUUCAA